This is a messenger RNA of Cucurbita pepo subsp. pepo (vegetable marrow), 2187 nucleotides long. RefSeq names its product Transducin/WD40 repeat-like superfamily protein. NCBI's taxonomy places the organism in Eukaryota, Viridiplantae, Streptophyta, Magnoliopsida, Cucurbitales, Cucurbitaceae. Gene Ontology annotation, biological process: autophagosome assembly. Gene Ontology annotation, molecular function: protein binding. The record is from RefSeq and is a predicted model, not a curated record.
AAUCCGGAUUUAAUUUGAUUAACCUAAGUAUUCAACUUAUUGAUUAAUGAGUUAUCGCUCGUCUUGAGAAGAUUUUUGUGGUCUCUAAAGUCAAUUUUUAUGUUUUGGUUAAUCUGAAAACGUUUUAUUGGAAGAGUUUGAUUUUGAACGAAAAGGAAAGAUCCCUGAUCUGUUGAUUUUGUAGGGCAAAAAGAUAAGGGAAUUGCAAAAAUUAGGGUGAGGAUUUUGCUUUAUUUGUAAUUCAAAUGGGGUGAGGGCGAAAUGAUUCUGUUUCUCAUUUGCUUCGAUCAAUCAUAAUUCAUAAGUAGGUUUUUGCAGAGGGCAAUCGACUAUGAUCAUGUCCCCAAACGAGAUAGCAAACAAUGCGAUCAGGCACGCUCUCAGGGCGCUGCGCCAACGCCAUCUAGUUGAAGAAGGUGCGCAUGCUCCCGCUUUUCUCGCUCUCUCUCGGCCCAUCAUAUCGCAGAGUUCGGAAUGGAAAGAGAAAGCAGAGAAGCUGGAGUUGGAGCUUCAGCAAUGUUACAAGGCUCAAUCGCGAUUGUCUGAGCAACUUGUGGUGGAAGUGGCUGAGGGUCGAGCUUCUAAAUCUUCGAUUGAGGAGAAAGAUGCGACGAUUGAUAAUCUGCAGCAGGAGUUAACUCGAGCCAGGGAUGAAUGCUCCCAGCUAAAGGCAGACUUAGAGAUGAAAAUUAAAGCCAUGGAACUGGCUAUAUCUGAGAGCCAAGAACUUAAAGCACAGCUUGAAGCAAUGACGAUCAAAGCUAAGAAUACAGAGGCUGAAAAUAAUAUGUUGAUUGACCGGUGGAUGCUGCAAAAGAUGAAGGAUGCAGAACGCCUCAAUGAGGCAAAUGCACUCUAUGAAGAUAUGAUUGACCGACUCAAGGCUAGUGGGUUAGAGAAACUUGCUCAGCAACAGGUCGAUGGUGUGGUCCGUCAGAGCGAAGAGGGUGCUGAAUACUUCGUAGAAUCCACCGUACCCUCUGUAUGCAAGCAUAGUAUCCGUGCGCAUGAAGGGGGCUGUGGUACUAUUUUGUUUGAAAACAAUUCAGGAAAGUUGAUCAGUGGGGGGCAGGACCGAACCGUCAAAGUGUGGGAUACAAAUACUGGAUCAUUAAGUUCCACUUUACAUGGGUGCCUUGGUUCUGUUCUUGAUCUUGCAGUUACCCAUGAUAAUAGAUCUGUCAUUGCAGCAAGCAGUUCAAACAACUUAUAUGCAUGGGACGUUGGUUCUGGAAGGGUGCGCCAUACGCUUACCGGUCACUCCGACAAAGUAUGUGCUGUAGAUGUAAGCAAAAUCUCGAGCCGACAUGUUGUGAGUGCUGCUUAUGAUCGCACCAUCAAAAUCUGGGAUUUACAGAAGGGUUACUGCACUAAGACCCUCAUUUUCCCCAGCAAUUGCAAUGCAGUUCGGUUCAGCAUGGAUGGACAGACCAUUUGUUCUGGGCAUAUGGAUGGAAAUCUUCGGUUGUGGGAUAUCCAAACAGGAAAAUUGCUCAGCGAAGUUGCUGGACACUCCCUUGCUGUUACAUCUCUUUCUUUGUCACGUAAUGGCAAUACGAUAUUGACUAGCGGGAGAGAUAACUUGCAUAAUUUAUUCGAUAUUCGGUCUUUGGAAGUCUGCGGGACAUUACGGGCAUCUGGGAAUAGAGUAGCUUCCAAUUGGAGCCGUUCUUGCAUCAGCCCAGAUGACAACCAUGUUGCUGCUGGUUCCGCUGAUGGAUCUGUCCAUGUCUGGUCAAUAUCAAAGCAUGAUAUUGUGAGCACUCUGAAAGAGCACACUGCCUCUGUUCUGUGUUGUUCAUGGAGUGGGCUUGGGAAACCCCUUGCGUCUGCGGACAGAAAUGGAAUUAUAUUUACAUGGAACUGAAAUAGCAUCUACUUGUUUCCCACUUGAUGUACAGAAAAUAGAGACAAGUUGAUACACUUAGAAGUUGGGAACAAUCAAUCUCAUUCCUAUGGUGCAUAAGGUUUGUAAUCUUUCCAUUAUCCUCUGAUUUGAUCUGAUCAUAGUGUCUCGAUAGCUUUACUACUCGAUUGAUUUUCAACUCGAGCCUUGUUUUUCCUGGACUUUUUUUUCUAAAACUUACGUGUAUUAGGUGAAGAUAGUUGUACCUUGAAUGAUUAUUAGGUGAAGAUAAUUGUACCUUGAAUGAUUAUCUAUCAACUAGAUUGAAGAAAUGUUUACAA